This is a messenger RNA of Cuscuta campestris, 1182 nucleotides long. The record is from the annotation of a GenBank genome assembly. NCBI's taxonomy places the organism in Eukaryota, Viridiplantae, Streptophyta, Magnoliopsida, Solanales, Convolvulaceae.
UUGGAUUAUUAUUAUUAUUAAAAUUCGGGUCCGGCCCGGUCCGUGUUCUUCGGGAGGAUGACGAAAGACCCGAUGAGAAAGUGCUCCCAAUGUGGGAGCAAUGGGCACAAUUCCAGGACGUGCUGCAAAGGUUGUACCAGCUUCAAGCUCUUUGGGGUCAAAAUCAAUGUCGUCCCCGAUGAAUCGCCGCCGCCGCCGUCCAAUAAUAAUAAUAAUGUAUCUUCUAUUAGGAGGACCAAGAGUCUCGAGAGCCUCCUCCCGCCGGAGACCGUCGAUCACCGCCGCGACGCACGUUACCUCUCCUCCGACGAUCUCUUCCUCCAUUCCGCCCGCUCCUCCUCCAAAAAAGGGAGCACAUGGAGUGAGGAAGAGCACAGGGCAUUCUUGGUAGGGCUGGAGAAGCUAGGGAAGGGAGACUGGAGGGGGAUUUCUAGGACAUAUGUCCCUUCAAGGACUCCUACACAAGUGGCCAGUCAUGCCCAAAAGUAUUUCAUUAGAAUCUCUUGUUUGGAUAAAAAGAAGAGGAGGACUAGUGUCUUUGACAUGCCCCUCAAUCAAACUACCACAACUACAUCCACAACAACAAUGGAGCAACAGAAUGGAGCUACACAGGGGAUUAUUCCAUCUCCAUCUUCUGAUGAACCUGCUCCUCAUCCUGAUCCCCCAAAGCAGGCUACUACUAGUACUAGUGUCUCUCCGCCUUCGAAAAAUGACGAAUCCAAUGCAAAGGUCCUUGAAAGAGUUGAUGAUAAUAAAGGGCUACAAAAUCCUCCAAAAGGCAAACCAUAUUCAGUCUCAAAGCACCAAAGGCCUCCCAUUCCACCCCCACCUCUUCUUGUGGUUCCAAGCUUCAAUUGCAUGCCUUACAUGUCGGGGAGAAUGAUUCCGGCGGUGUCGUGGGCCCCCCUUCCGCCAUAUCCAAAUCAAAGGCACGGCGGUUAUGGUGGCAACUUCCACGGUCACUAUGCCGCCGCCUCUUGUGUGCAGUAUAUGUCGUCGUCCCCUCAAUCGGCGGCUCUUCCGCCGCUAGUCAGUGGUCCUCCGCCGUCCUCAAAGCAAGACGGCUUGCACCUCCCUUUCGGAGCACUUACACUGUGAUAUGCCCCGCCGGCGCCGGCUGCAAAUGGGAUUUUUCCUUAGAGCGUCCCAAACAAUUUUGAGCAAUAUAUAGAUGAGUUGAGU